Molecule: messenger RNA, 1413 nt
Organism: Salvelinus namaycush (lake trout)
Lineage: Eukaryota; Metazoa; Chordata; Actinopteri; Salmoniformes; Salmonidae
Gene: syn2a
Product: synapsin IIa
Exons: 11
Coding region: 1-1413 (470 amino acids)
Biological process (GO): neurotransmitter secretion
Cellular component (GO): synaptic vesicle; synaptic vesicle membrane
Molecular function (GO): ATP binding
Source: RefSeq, a predicted model, not a curated record
AUGAACUACCUGCGCCGGCGUCUCUCUGACAGCACCUUCAUCUCCAACCUGCCCAAUGGCUACAUGACGGACCUCCAGAGGCCUGAUCCCGCUCAGCCGACUCCCCCAGCUACAGCAGCCCCACCCAAAUCCCCCACGGUGGGGUCGACGCCGCCCGUCACCUCCCCUACCCCCUCCCCGGCCCCGGAGAGGAAACCCCAGCCGUCCCAGUCCAGCGGGGCAGGCUUCUUCAGCUCCAUAACCAACGUAGUCAAGCAGACUGCUGCCUCAGCAGGACUGGUGGAGCAGUCCGCGGUCACGACACCCAAGAAGUUCAAGAUCCUCCUGGUCAUCGAUGAACCACAGCAGGAAUGGGCCAAACUCUUCAGAGGGAAGAAAGUGCAUGGGGAUUAUGACAUCAAAGUCGAACAGGCUGAGUUCAGUGAGAUCAACGUCAUAGCUCAUGCCAAUGGGAGCUGUAAUGUGGACAUGCAGGUUCUGAGAAAUGGUACCAAGGUGGCCAGGUCAUUCAAGCCGGACUUUGUCCUUAUCCGCCAACAUGCCUUCAGUAUGACCCAGAAUGAGGACUUCCGUAACCUGAUCAUUGGUCUGCAGUAUGGGGGCAUCCCCAGUAUCAACUCCCUGGAGUCCAUCUACAACCUGUGUGACAAGCCCUGGGCGUUUGCACAGCUAAUAAGCACCUACAGGAAGCUUGGUGCAGAGAAGUUCCCUCUGAUUGAACAGACCUUCUAUCCCAACUACAAGGAUAUGGUUGCCAUGCCAACAUUUCCUGUCGUGGUGAAAAUUGGACACGCUCACUCAGGAGUAGGAAAGGUGAGGGUGGAUAACCACAGUAAAUUCCAGGACAUUGCCAGUGUGGUGGCUCUUACCCAAACCUACACCACCACCGAGCCCCUCAUCGACUCCAAGUACGACAUCAGGAUCCAGAAGAUUGGCAAUGACUACAAAGCUUACAUGAGGACCUCGAUCUCUGGCAACUGGAAGACCAACAUAGGCUCAGCCAUGCUGGAACAAGUGGCCAUGACUGACAGGUACAAGCUGUGGGUUGACACCUGCUCAGUGAUCUUCGGAGGGUUGGAUAUCUGUGCUGUCAAAGCCAUUCAUGGGAAGGAUGGCAAAGACUACAUCACUGAGGUGGUGGGGUCCUCCAUGCCACUGGUAGGAGAGCACCAGGCAGAGGACAGGCAGCUCAUCACUGACAUGGUGGUAGCCAAGAUGAACCAGGCAGUAGGACGGACACCCACUGGGUCCCCUAACAGACCCACCACCAUGCAGCCAUCACAGAGUGGUGGCCAGAAGGACCUUGUGGUUGAUCCCAAGACUGGCACUCCACACCCUCCUCAAGGUUGUCUGCAGUACAUUCUCGACUGUAAUGGCGUUGCAGUGGGGCCUAAACCCGUCCAGGCCAACUGA